AUGGCAGGAGGAAAGAGCGUCCUCACGGGGCAAGAGCAGGGAGCCGGCCGCCCAGGGCAGGAGGGACCCGUCCGGGCCUCUCAGACGAGCGCAGUCCUCGGGAGCCUGACCCGCUCAGGGCUGCAAGAGCGCUGUGCCCCACGCACCCUGACCCCCUGGGCGGCCAGAGCCGCCAUGCACUGCCCCCUCGGGCGCUGCUGCAUCGUCUCAGUGGGCCUCGGGGUCCUGUGGCUCCUGUUCACGCUGGACGUCCCCAGGGGAGUUGAAGACGACCAGGCCAGGAUGGCUGUCAAGGUCCAAGAGGACCACGUGUUGCCUCUGCCAGUACCCCAGGAGGACAGCUACAGGAGAAGGAAGGACCUGGGGCCACUAGAAGACUGGCAGAACCUCACCUCCAAAUACCUGGAAAAACUCCAGCAGAGAAAGAAGACGUGGCUGACGGUGGGCGUCUCCUCGCGGCCCCGGCCCGGGCCGGAGCCCAGCGGCCUCCUCUCCACGCUGCUCUCGCUGUUCCGCGCCACCUCGAAGGUGGAGCAGAAGCGCCUCACGGUGCUGGUCCAUCUGGCGGGCGCCGACCCCGCCUGGCUCGGGGAGACCGUCCUGAGCAUUUCCAGCCUCUUCAGCCCGCAGAUCUUGGCGGGGCAGCUGCUGCUGAUCCACGCCCCUCCAGACGCCUACCCGCCCGCGGGCGCCGGCCGGGAGCCCUACUCCGAGCAGAACGUGGAUCACGCCUUCCUCAUGAGCUCUGCCUCGAAGCUCUCGGAGUACUUCCUGCUGCUGGAGGACAACGCCUUCUGCGCCCCCAACUUCAUCAGCCACGUACAGUGGAAGGUGGACACGCUGCGGUCUCAGCCCUGGGUCUUCCUGGAGUUCGCCAACCUGGGCGUCCUGGGCAAGCUCUUCCGCAACGGCGACCUGCAGACGCUGGCUCACUUCCUGCUCCUCUUCUACCGGGAGAAGCCCCUCAACAGGCUGCUCGCCCACUUCCGCGUCCUCCUGGCCCAGAAGGACCCCAUCCUGUGCACGCCCUUCCUCUUCUACCACAGGGCCACCUACUACCCCCUGAACGACAGGCAGGAGGCCUCGGGCGCACUCAGGAAGAGCCCGUACGCCCCUGACAACCCGCCGGCAGCCGCCUUCACCGACAUGAAGGUGUUUGAGGUCCACUUCCCCUGGGAGGCCUACACUCUGGACGAGUCUUUCUUCUGGACCCACAGUGUGAGCGCCGGCAACCACCUGACCGUCAUCCUGAACCAGCCGGCCGACCUGAGGAGGGUGCAGGUGCUGACGGGCACCAUUGUGGAUGGCAAGUACGCUCUGGGGAAGGGGCAGGUGGAGCUGGGCUACGGGCCCGAGGGCAUGCCGCAGCGCUGCUCCAGCUUCGUCCUGCUGGGCCGCCUCCUGGAGGGGCAGCUGGAUCAGGAGGUCGUGCCCAGGUCCGUGGGGUACCAGGUGAGCUGCGUGAGGCUGCUGGCGAACGCCAACCAGACAGGCGGGCUCAUCGUCAGGCACAUUUACCUCUGGGAGGAGCAUGCCAGAGGCGCGGACCACUUGGGAUGAGGACAGACCAGGAA
Dama dama (fallow deer) is the source of this 1574-nucleotide messenger RNA. RefSeq names its product alpha-1,3-mannosyl-glycoprotein 4-beta-N-acetylglucosaminyltransferase-like protein MGAT4E. NCBI's taxonomy places the organism in Eukaryota, Metazoa, Chordata, Mammalia, Artiodactyla, Cervidae. Bases 1 to 1560 code for a protein of 519 amino acids. Gene Ontology annotation, biological process: protein N-linked glycosylation. The record is from RefSeq and is a predicted model, not a curated record. The transcript is spliced from 5 exons. Gene Ontology annotation, molecular function: acetylglucosaminyltransferase activity.